Messenger RNA from Neurospora tetraspora, 1008 nucleotides. RefSeq lists its product as uncharacterized. The coding region runs from base 1 to 783 and encodes 260 amino acids. The transcript has 3 exons. The record is from RefSeq and is a predicted model, not a curated record. NCBI's taxonomy places the organism in Eukaryota, Fungi, Ascomycota, Sordariomycetes, Sordariales, Sordariaceae.
AUGUCACAGACACCGAAACCCGUCAUUUACAUGUACCGCCAACCAUGUGCUCGGUGUGCCACUUGCUGUCAGCUUCGUCUUCACUACCAACCUCUCAUCUGGCUCUCUUCCUGUGUCUACCUCUACCUCUACGCUCCUUUCCUCACAUGGAUACGACUACCAUGCACUUCUAGCGGGGCUUAUGCCCUCACAAGAAUGGUUAACAACGGGCGUCGACUUGCUUGCCAGGAAUUAUCUGCGCCUGGAUUUGUUAGCAUCAUCAACCGGCGGGGCUGCGCGAUCAUCGAAUAUUUUUUAGGCCACGUGAACCGAGCCCGCUGCAUGGAAACCACCGGUGUCCGUCUGCAAGAAUUCAAAGUCAAGGAGUUUGGGCAACGUGUCCCCGAGCCCAGUCCCCAAUUGAGCUGGUUCUCAAACAGGAAAGCUUCUCACGCAGUCCACCCGCCCUCUUCUCUCCCCGUCACCUCCCGCCCACUAUGGCCACGUUUUUUUAAGGGAAGACAGGUGCAAAAACCGAUUGAAACAGACACGAGAGCCGCUUCCUUGCAAAUAAUAGGGGCAUGGCUUCUUGACCGUAGCUCUGCAGCCAAGAAAAAUCCCGAAAAGGGUUCGGAAGGGGCAAUAAGUGAGGAAGCCUGGUCCUGGGCAGUUUUCAGCGCGCCUGAUUUGGGGACCAAGCCACAGCUAUACCUUGGAUGGAAUCCAGAUGCAUGGGAAGGUUUCUAUGAGUGUCGCCAUGAAGGAAAGUGCUCGUGGAGAUGGCCAGGAGGGACUGCUGGAUGAUACCGCUAACAAUAAAAGAUCAUCAGCCCAAGAACCAGCCCGAUCAAAACAAUAUCGUCGGUUGACAAGAAAAAGCCGUCAACUAUUCGGUUUCAUCAAGGUAAUCAAGCCACAGAGCACGAACCUCAGCCACGUGGAAAGAUCCUCUCGAGUUAACGACGGCUGAGUAUGGAAGUGUUCGGGAGUCAGUGAAACAGUAGAAGUAAUUUCUACGGGGUGAAGUAG